AUGGAGAGUGGUGGUGAGUUAGCGUUUUGCUCUAUGCUCCCUGCUGGAUGGCCACCAGAUAGAGGAAAGCAGAAAUUGAUCACAGACUUCUGGCCGAUGGAAAUGAGGGAUGAUGAUGAGGGUUGUGUUGAAGUCUCGUCACCGGCUCACAAUGGCAACAGGGAGCCACUCACGGUGGCUUCAGGAAACUCCACGAAGGUGAUUAUUCCCCAAGACACAUAUGAAGAUCGUCUAGGAAGAUAUCGAUUUGCCUUAAUUGGUAGAAUCAACUUCCAUCAUGUCUUUUUGGACAACGUUCGAAGGGAGGCUCAUGAGGCUUGGAAUCUGCAGGGCGCCGUGAAGAUGGUGCCCAUGGGCAAGGGCGUCACCAUCUUCCAGUUUGCCUCUGAGGGUGACAUGGUCACUAUAUGGCGGAGGAGCCCUGUGAAGGUUAGAGGUCAGCUAGUGCGCUUCCAGCGUUGGCACCUUGAUUUCAACAUUCAUGAAAAACCUAUCAAUAAGGUUCUUGUCUGGGUGAGAUUUCCAGAAUUACCAUUGGAGUACUGGCAUGAGAAAGUGCUUUUGACAAUGGCAAAAGCUUAUGGCCGUUCUCUUGCGUUAGAUCAACGCACGAAAAAUGUGAUGUAUGGUAAUUGUGCUCGAGUCCUUGUUGAAAUGGAGAUCGGAGGCUUGAGACCAGAAGAGAUUCAGGUUGAGCGUAAGCAGCCAGGGACUGAGAAUCUAUUCUGGUUCAAGCAGAAACUAUUUUAUGAAGAUGCUAUGGGGAAGUGUGGAUACUGUAAGAAGGUAGGACACAUCAUUGGAGACUGCAGGAAAAAAAUCGUAGAGUCCAAGGCUGCUUGUCAUGUGAAUGAUGGUGGUAUCCCAGGUGCAAACUAUGUAGACGAACCACCAAGGGACUCGGUGGCUCCCACAACCUUAUCUUCCACGCGAAGAUUGCAGCAGUAUAACGGAGCUGGUAUCAUCCAUGGGGGCGGCUCAGCCUUGUGCGGUGGUGGGGCAACCGCUCAUAGAGAAGAUGAGAAUCAAAUGGAGAAUAUUUCUGUUAUGGAAGUUGACUCCGAAAAGGAAACUAAUUUAUCGGAAUCAAUUACUCCCCAGUCUAGGCGUCCUUUGGAGAUGGAGAUGAAUAUUCCCUUAGCAAAUAUGAAAGCUACUUCAAAUUUUGAAUUAGAGUCCAAUAUUCCUUUAGUUAAUAUGGACAGUCAUUCAAAAUUUUAA
Macadamia integrifolia is the source of this 1221-nucleotide messenger RNA. RefSeq lists its product as uncharacterized. Lineage: Eukaryota; Viridiplantae; Streptophyta; Magnoliopsida; Proteales; Proteaceae. The transcript has 2 exons. The record is from RefSeq and is a predicted model, not a curated record. Bases 1 to 1221 code for a protein of 406 amino acids.